This is a messenger RNA of Nelumbo nucifera (sacred lotus), 1638 nucleotides long. Its product is annotated as arginase 1, mitochondrial. NCBI's taxonomy places the organism in Eukaryota, Viridiplantae, Streptophyta, Magnoliopsida, Proteales, Nelumbonaceae. The record is from RefSeq and is a predicted model, not a curated record. Gene Ontology annotation, molecular function: metal ion binding; agmatinase activity.
UUCGAGUUUGUUAUUUCUUGUCCGUGGGUUACGUUUAGCGCUUACGCUCUGCUCUGCUCUCCGUCUGUUGAGCUUCGACCUUCGAGGGAUGAGGAAUCCAUUAAAAACGGAUAAUAUUAUAAAAAUAAGCAGCAUAUCCAUAUGAUUGAUUCGUCGUUCAUUCAGUACUAAAGCUGUUGCGUGUGAUGGCGUCUUAAGUUGCGUUUCAUAACCAUGCGAUCGAUUGAUUGAUCCAUCUUUGCUGUUGUUGGUGGUUGCGGUUGCUCAGCUCUUCUUCUGCUUCUUAUUUCUCAUUUACGACUUCUGCGGUUCUUCAGGUAAGGCAUGUGGAAUUUUGGGAGGAGAGGUAUCCACUACAUGCAAAAACUGAAUGCUGCAAACAUCCCUUCUGCUUUAUUAGAGAAGGGUCAGAAUCGUGUUAUAGAUGCUUCACUCACUCUGAUUCGUGAGAGAGCAAAACUUAAGGGAGAGCUGGUGCGGGCUUUAGGAGGUGCUGUGGCAUCAGCAUCACUCCUAGGAGUUCCAUUGGGACAUAACUCAUCUUUCCUUCAGGGUCCAGCAUUUGCUCCUCCACGGAUCAGGGAAGCUAUCUGGUGUGGCAGCACAAACUCUACAACUGAAGAAGGGAAAGAAUUAAAUGAUCCACGGGUGCUAACUGACGUUGGGGAUGUUCCUGUCCAAGAGAUUCGUGAUUGUGGUGUAGAUGAUGAUAGAUUAAUGAAUAUUAUAAGUGAUUCUGUGAAGCUGGUGAUGGAAGAAGAUCCACUACGCCCACUAGUUCUAGGUGGGGACCACUCAAUAUCUUUUCCUGUUGUAAGAGCUGUAUCAGAAAAGCUUGGUGGGCCUGUUGAUAUUCUUCAUUUAGAUGCUCAUCCUGAUAUUUAUCAUGCCUUCGAAGGAAACAAGUAUUCACAUGCUUCUCCUUUUGCCCGGAUAAUGGAGGGUGGUUAUGCUCGACGGCUUCUACAAGUUGGUAUUAGGUCAAUAACAAGAGAAGGGCGUGAACAAGGGAAAAAAUUUGGUGUGGAGCAAUAUGAAAUGCGAAACUUUUCAAGAGAUCGCCAUGUUUUGGAGAAUCUGAAACUUGGGGAGGGCGUGAAGGGGGUAUAUAUUUCAUUGGAUGUGGACUGCCUUGAUCCUGCGUUUGCUCCUGGGGUGUCGCACAUUGAGCCAGGAGGUCUUUCUUUCCGUGAUGUGCUAAACAUCAUCCACAAUCUCCAAGCUGAUAUUGUAGCUGCAGACGUUGUGGAGUUCAACCCACAGCGUGACACUGUUGAUGGAAUGACUGCAAUGGUUGCUGCAAAGCUGGUAAGAGAACUGACUGCAAAGAUAUCAAAAUGACUGGAGCCUUUCACUACGCCUUGACUGUAUCAGGCAUUUCUUCUUUUUGCUGCACCCUUUUUUUCCUGGUGCAACUGCGAAGUUCAAUUAGUGCCUCCAUCAGAUUCAGAUUAGACAUUUCUCCACCGGGUUUUAGAAGCUGAACUUGUAGCGUUGGGUUGGUGUCUAGUUGGUAUGAAAGCCUUUUUUUUCAUGGUGAUUUCUUCGUAAUAAUAAUAUGUAACAGUACUGGUAUUUGUAGAUUUUGGCUUAACAAGGCCUUAAAAAAAAAUGAGAGAAGGGGUAUUUUGUUGUGUA